GUUGCGUAACUUGCGUCACAGUCCCUUCACGUUUUUCAUGCGGUGACUUGCCUCAAUAAAAACGACAUAUCUUCAAAAAUAUUCUUUAAUUGUGCUUUUGUUGUUGUUGUUUUUUCUUUUUGGCGCCUGCAUGAAAACCACAGUAGUUGAAAUACCGUACACCGUUGCUUGUGAAGUGAGAACAGUACACAGCGGAAGUGUUUGUAAAAGGACAACGUCAUGGACCGUUUGGCUAAUUUACCGAAAGCACUUGAAUGCACCAGCCUUGCAUACAACGGUGGUGCAUUCGGUGAAACAGUCAAUUGGACCGUUCGGCCAAAUAAGACAAUUUGACCCGCGGGUCGCUUCAGUAAAAUGACCUGUUUUAAACGGUGAAAGUGAGUUUGUUAAAGUUUCUAGUCGGUAGUUAGAGCGUCAGGACUAAGCAGCGAAGAAACACCUGGGCAAAAGAGCGUUCAAUGCGCCCCCCCCCCUUCCCUUGUCUGCAUUAUGUCAAAAUUACCAGGCAACGCAGGUGUAUCGCUGCUAGGGGACAAGUCGCUGGACUUUUAUCGGGACCCGGUGCUAUUUUGCCGGGACAAGAUGGAGAAAUACGGCAGCAGAGUGUUUCAAAGUCGUCUGAUGAACAGACCCACCACCAUCGUGUGUUCGGCGCAGGGUAUGAAAGAGCUGCUGUGCGAGAAAUCCAAUGUAUUUCUGAAAGAUCCAACUGAUCUGAUGACCAAUAUGUAUGGUGACACCAUUGUUACCACCAAUGGCGAAGAGGCGUGUCUUCUGCGUCUGUCUUUCACCAGCUUGUUCACAGGAAGUUGCUUAGAAUCCUCAAGUGAUUACAUCACCAGCGUAAGUGAACACUGUCUCAAGGAUCUCGGUCACAGUGACGAACCACAGUGUGUGUACACCACAUUUAAGCAGCUUGGUACAGAGCUGGUUUUGGGUCUUUUUCUUAACGUGCAUGCGGACAAGGAGCCGGAACUCUUUCAGAAAAUCACACAGCUUUGCACUCAGCACUGGCAUGGUCUCAUCUCUGCUCCGGUCAAUGUAAAAGUCCCUCUGUGGUCAUCUGGGUUUUCCGUGGCCUUGGAAGCCAGAGAUCAGCUGAUGGACGUUAUCAAUGACAAACUUAAGAAUGACAGAGAAGGUUUUGUGGGCUCCUUGAGGUCUCUGCCACUGCCCAGUUCUGCGUGCGCUUCCCAGCAUCUCUUGUUGUUCAUCUCAGCCCUCAUUCCGAAAGCUCUGGCAUCACUACUCACGUCAUUCACUGUGGCUCUGAGUGGGAAAGAACAGGAGGAAACUCGAAGACGAGCGCUGAUGGAUGCUGAUUAUCUGGAAUGUGUCUUGCUGGAAGUUCAGAGACUCUGGCCUCCUUUCAUUGGUGGCCGCAGGAUAGCAGAGCAGGACACUACCCUUGCCGGUUUUCAUGUCCCAAAGGGUUAUGCUGCCAUCUAUAUCAGUCAUGCUGUCCACAGGGACCCGCAGGUGUUUGAGAAGCCUGACAACUUUUCUCCAGAGAGAUGGAGCGGGAGGAAUGCAGACCACAAGCACUUCCUUUGUUCCUUCGGCAGUGGAUCUCGAAAUUGCAUUGGUAUGAAACUUACAGACGUCUUCCUUAAGGAAGCAUGCAUGUAUCUCUUAAAACACUAUGACUGGUGUCUGGACCCGCCCUCACAAAACCUGGACUACAAAUGGCUGCCUGUGUCUAGGCCGGCAAACCCCCCCACUGUCUCCUUCACCAAAAUGGAUCUUGACAGAACCAACGAAAACAACACCACGUAGAGAAGGGAAGAGGGAAAUAAAACGGGUACUAAAAACCAUAACGCAUAAGGAGACUGAAGCAAGCCCAAAGAGAUGUCCACUGCUGCUUUUUGGAAAGACUGUGUAGUAUUAAUGUGACUCUCCAAAGUACUGUAAACACAAAACAAGUAGAUUUCUGACUGAUGCAUAAAAUUAUUUAAUAAUAAGGUUAAAUAGAUAGACACGAUUAUAGUUUACUCAAUGUUAUUGUCACCAGAGCCUUUAACAGAAAUAGUGUUUUCCUUAAGCAGAGGUGUUUUAGUUCAUUUAAAAACAGACACACACAUUGAGGUAAACCCUCAGGUUGCAUCAAUGACUGCAAAAGUGUCCCCCCAUGGUUCCCCCCUUUUUCCUCUACGCUUCACCACCUAGCAACCAGCGCUGCUUAGCAACAAUUCGUCAUACCGACACUGACUUGCAUCCUUUUAGUAUGCUCGCUCUCUUUCACACACGCACACCAACCUGGUUAUUUUUUUUAAGGGUUCACUUGGCAGCUGAAUGUCUGUAUGUGUGUCUUGUGAACCACAUGUUAAUGCCAGAAUGCUCCGUGUGGAGGAUUAAUUUUUUUUUUUUUUUUUUUUAAAUGAAUCAUCACUCAAGUGAAAGCUAUUUAUUAGAUGUCUCUUACUGACAAUUAGCGAAUAAUUAGUUAGGAAUAAAGCACGUUUACAGCUCAAUAUUUAUCGGUCAUGGUCUUUCACUAUUACUCUCAAGUGUAAUUAUAAAAUGUAGCAGUGAAAAGUAUUUUGUUUUUGUUUUUUUGGGUGAAUAUUCAAAUAUAUGUUUAUAUCUUGUGUUUUUUAUUUUUUUUGGGUGUAAAUACAAGCAGAAAAAUUACCAGCAUAACAUUAAUGGUAGCGUAGUUAACGUAAGAUAGAAAUAAUAUUCACACAAUAAAUAUACCUGGUAUUAAUUACUAUAAAAUUAUUAUUAAGAAAUUACAGUAGUAGUCUGUGUACGAAUACAUAAUACAUGGUAGAGAUUUUUUUUUCAGCUGUAAUAUACCUUAAUAUUAGGGAAGGUUGGAAACAUUGAGACUGAUAUCCCACAUAUAAUUUUGUGCCGUAAGAGUAGGAUGACUCAUUGGCCUUCAUCCACCAGCAGCAUCUCUUGACAACAAUUGAUGACAACAAGCCACAGCCACUCUUCCUAAUGCCCUCCUCCUUUUGAUGAUGCAUUUUCCUUCAUGUUUGUUUUACCCUGCUGUAUCCAUUUAAAAGAGGGUGAGCACAAUGGCAGACAAAAUAUUCAGCACGCUUCGCUGUCAUGUAAAUUUUGAAAGUGUAACGUCACUGCAAUCCCCUCAUGUUACAUUCAGUUACAUUUUGAUGGGUAUGAAUCAUACAGUGGUAUGAAAAAGUAUCUAUAUUCUCACAUUUCUGCAAAAAAUCACCAUCAAAUAUGAUCUGAUCUUUGUCAAAAUCACACA
Messenger RNA from Corythoichthys intestinalis (scribbled pipefish), 3223 nucleotides. Its product is annotated as putative cytochrome P450 120. Gene Ontology annotation, molecular function: oxidoreductase activity, acting on paired donors, with incorporation or reduction of molecular oxygen; heme binding; monooxygenase activity. The transcript is spliced from 11 exons. Gene Ontology annotation, biological process: sterol metabolic process. Bases 490 to 1776 code for a protein of 428 amino acids. The record is from RefSeq and is a predicted model, not a curated record. NCBI's taxonomy places the organism in Eukaryota, Metazoa, Chordata, Actinopteri, Syngnathiformes, Syngnathidae.